Thyridium curvatum is the source of this 2166-nucleotide messenger RNA. RefSeq lists its product as uncharacterized. NCBI's taxonomy places the organism in Eukaryota, Fungi, Ascomycota, Sordariomycetes, Thyridiales, Thyridiaceae. Gene Ontology annotation, molecular function: transmembrane transporter activity. Gene Ontology annotation, cellular component: membrane. The transcript has 3 exons. Gene Ontology annotation, biological process: transmembrane transport. The coding region runs from base 1 to 2166 and encodes 721 amino acids. The record is from RefSeq and is a predicted model, not a curated record.
AUGGCGGACCUACUACAACACCAUCGCCACCACGAUCCGAAUAUCGGCCUGAUCCCCGUCCCCCACGGCCCGGAAACGGGCGACGAGGUCGAUGAGUACCCUCGCAUCGGUCGCUAUACCGCCGAGCAGGAGCGCCUCAUCUUUUCCCACCUGACCCACCCGGACGACAGCUUCAACGACGAGGGCACGUACUGGGCCGAUCUGCCCUUCUGGAAGCGCCUCUCCUUCGUCAACAAGGUCAACAAUGAGGAGGCCAAGCGCGAGCUGAAAGCCACCGGCCGCCUGGCCAAGCGCGACCCCCUCGGCCCUGUCGGUUGGUACUUUCGCAAUGCUGUCCUGCCCGGUGCCGGUCUCGGCCUCGAGGGCUACGUCCUCUUCAGUAUCGGCAACCUGGAGCCGCUCUUUGCCUCCACCUGGAAACAAUGCUGGGGCAAAAACCCCGAAGUCUGCGACAAGAACUGGAUUGCCGCUGUGACGUAUCUCGAGAUUGUGGGGAUCAUGGCCGGUCAGGUGGCUGUCGGUAUCAUUGGUGACUGGAUUGGUCGACGAUGGGGUCUCAUCCAAGAUGCCUCCGUCAUGUUUGUCGGCCUCCUCAUGUUGACCGCGAGUUGGGGCACCAGCCUGAACGGCUGGGUCAUCUGCUAUGCCUGGUCUCUCUUCUUCUACAGCUUCGGUGUUGGAGGCGAGUAUCCAAUCACGGCGACCUCGUCCAUGGAGAAUGCCGCCGGCGCCGGCAAGAUCUCGACUCGCGAUGACCGUCUGCACCGUGGCCGCAAGGUCACCAUGGCCUUCCUCAUGCAGGGCUGGGGCCAAUUCUUCAACCAGGUCAUCCUCAUCCUCCUCCUGCUCAUGUUCCACCACGGCGACGGCGACCCGCCAUACGGUAAGAGCACCGUGCAGUGGGUCUUCCGCGUCUCCUUCGCCCUCCCCGCCGUCGGAACUCUUUGGCUGGUCUACUACCGUACCUACAAGAUGCGCAACGCCAGCAAGCAGCUGCAGAUCGCCAAGAAGCGCGGCGGUGUGACUGGCUACGACGCCACCUCGCUCAAGAACUGCGUGCACCACUUUGGCGGCCGCCUGCUCGCCACCGCUGGCACCUGGUUCUGCAACGACGUCUUCUUCUAUGGCAACAAGCUCUUCCAAGGCCAGUUCAUCAACGUCAUCUCCUCCAACCCCAAGUCGGUCAUGGUCACCUGGCUCUGGAACCUGUGCAACGUGCUGGUGUCCCUCGUGGGCUACUACCUGGCCUCCUUCCUCAUCGACCACAAGCUCUACGGCCGCAAGAUGAUGCAGCAGGUCGGCUUCGGCAUGUGCUUCAUCAUGUUUGUCAUUCCGGCCUUCAAGUACGAGUACUAUACGUCUCCCGCCGGCAUCCACGGCUUCCAGACCAUGUACUUCCUCAGCUCCUUCUUCAACCAGUUCGGUCCCAACGCCGUCACCUUCCUCGUCGCCGGCGAGGUCUUCCCCACGGCCGUCCGGGCCUCGGCUCACGGCUUCUCCGCCUGCAUUGGCAAGGCCGGUGCCCUGCUCGCUUCUAUCCUCUACAACUACAUCGACACGCAGACUCGCUUCUACGUCGUUCCCUGGUUCGGCCUCGCCGGCAUGCUUCUGACCCUCAUCUUCCUGCCCGACACCACCGGCCUCGACCUCAAGGAGCAGGAGCGCCGCUGGCAGUACAUCCGCGAGGGCCGCGCCGAGGAGUACCACGGCAUCGCCGUGCACCCGCAGCACCUGUCGCUGUGGGAGCGCCUCCGCGGCGUCGGCAAGUCGUACGACCCCGAGGCCGACCUCAAGGCCAAGAUCGAGGACCUGCGCAAGGAGUGGGAGAUGCGCGAGAUGGAGAAGGGCGAGAAGGAGGUCCGCGGCGAGCCCACCGUUAUGGACGGCGACGACGACUUCAACGAGGCGGUGCACGGCUACUUUGAGCGCACGACGCGCGACAGCCCCCGCAUCAAGGGCAUGAGGAGGGCCGAGGGCGUCCUGGGCGAGAACAUCUCGGACGAGGCCGCGACCGCGUACAACAGCGGGGACAGCCAGCAGGGCAGCGCCAGCAACAGCAACAGCAACAGGGCCGACGAGAAGAGGACGGUCCUGCCGGAGCCCGCGCAGGAUCCCGAGAAGGAGGCCAUGCAGCAGCAGCAGCAGGACAGCUCGAAGAUCCAGUAG